UACUUAUACAGAUUAAUAUGACACACGACGAUGUUUCAAGAGUAAAAGUUGAGUUAAUUCCUAUGAUUCAAGAAAGUCUAACCGAAUGGCAUAUUAUCCAUUUCUUUGGGACCACACCAUCUGAAUCUCCUGCAAUUGAAGAUUUUAGUUCUCAACUUUCAUCUUUACAAAUUGAUGGCAAUGAUGAUAAAAGGUCGUGGAAUGAGAGGCUUGGGAAGUGUGAUUUUCCUCUAGCUUUUAUCCUAUUAUUAAGUAUGCAAAGUUCCUCUGGAGAUCUGGGCCACCUCUCUUUCAGAAGACACUCCAAUCCCAGCAGCUUAAUUAGUUUAAGUCGGGAGUUCACUAGCUGGAUAAUAUGGGGAAGAGAUGGAAAAGAAUCUUCUAUAUCUUUCAGCCAUUCAAUUGAUCUUGCACUAGUCUUACUUAGACAUGGCCAGUUUAAUGCUGCCGAGUAUCUGCUUACUUUGGUGGAUGCAUAUUCACACAAGGAGAAAAUAUUUGGAAGCCUUCAGGUUGUGGGUGGGAAAUUACCCACACUCCUCCAUCUUCUUGGAUGUUGUCUUGUUGCUCAGACACAAAAUGGAUUGUAUCGCCCAUUUAAAGACAGGAAACUCAGUGAAUCCGUUCGCUGCUUUUUCAGAGCUGCAUCACUGGAAGGAGCUUCCCAGGCUUUGCAAAGUUUGCCACAUGAAGCAGGAUGGCUGAGUGUUGGUUUCACUGGUUCUCUCCCGCCUGCAGCAUGGAAGCUUCAAUAUUAUCAAUGGGUGAUGCAGAUAUUUGAACAAUAUAAUAUGAGUGAAUCUGCUUGCCAAUUUGCUCUGGCUGCACUUGAGCAAGUUGACGAAGCUCUUAGUCCUAUAGAUAGCAGCUCCAGGGAAGAUUUCCUUGGGGAAUCAGUAACUUCAGUAAAGGGCCGACUUUGGGCAAAUGUCUUCAAGUUCACUUUGGAUCUUAAUUACUACCAUGAUGCAUAUUGUGCAAUAAUUUCAAAUCCUGAUGAAGAGAGCAAGAAUAUUUGUUUGAGGCGUUUCAUAAUCGUUCUUUAUGAGCGUGGUGCAAUAAAGGUGUUGUGGCCAUUCUUGCCUUUGUCUCUUAUUUCUAUUUUCUUCCCUUGGCCUAUUUGUUCCCUUUGCCAUAUAUUUUCUGUAUGUAGCAUUUGACUUUCCAUAUUUAUGUGUAGAAGAGAAGAUAUUAAGUGCAGACUAUAUUAAAUCAUAGUU
Molecule: messenger RNA, 1220 nt
Organism: Olea europaea var. sylvestris
Lineage: Eukaryota; Viridiplantae; Streptophyta; Magnoliopsida; Lamiales; Oleaceae
Product: nuclear pore complex protein NUP160-like
Exons: 5
Coding region: 18-1160 (380 amino acids)
Cellular component (GO): nuclear pore
Molecular function (GO): structural constituent of nuclear pore
Source: RefSeq, a predicted model, not a curated record